Molecule: messenger RNA, 4536 nt
Organism: Fusarium oxysporum Fo47
Lineage: Eukaryota; Fungi; Ascomycota; Sordariomycetes; Hypocreales; Nectriaceae
Exons: 14
Coding region: 133-4536 (1467 amino acids)
Biological process (GO): DNA-templated transcription; regulation of DNA-templated transcription; urea catabolic process
Cellular component (GO): urease complex
Molecular function (GO): nickel cation binding; DNA binding; zinc ion binding
Source: RefSeq, a predicted model, not a curated record
AACAUAUAAUCAUCAAGACCGGGGUCUCUUGUCUCAUCCUUACCAACAUCCAAGCGCUCAAGAUACCUGUUUCAACUCUACAACACUAAAUAACGUCUCCCCAGCUAUUCUUCACUCUUAGAAACUUGCAAAAUGCACUACACGCCCCGUGAGGUCGAGAAGCUUCUCUUUUCCCAGGCGGGCCGUCUUGCACAGAGGCGUCUGGCCCAUGGAAAGAAGCUCAAUCAUCUCGAAUCUAGUGCUCUCAUCGCUACUGUUCUCCAAGAAAUCAUCCAUAACGAAGAUUACUCCGUCGCUGAUCUCAUGAAACUGGGAAAAGGCAUUUUGGGACGCCGGCAUGUCCAUCCUUCUGUCGUGGGUACGCUCAAGCAGAUGCAGGUCGAAGGAACCUUCAAGACGGGAACUCAUUUGAUUACUAUCCACAAUCCGAUCAGCACUGAUGAAGGUGACUUGAAGAUGGCUCUUUAUGGAAGCUUCCUUCCGAUUCCUACUUCGGACCUGUUUCCUGCUGUUAAUGAAGCAGACUUCCAUCCGUUGGCGAUGCCAGGCGCGAUCCGUCCGGCGGACACUGGGGACAUCGUUCUCAAUGCUGGCCGCAGCCGAGUGAGACUUACCGUCACGAACCAGGGUACUCGGGCAGUUCAUAUCGGCUCUCACUUUCACUUCAUGGAAACAAACCCCGAUCUCGACUUCGACCGCGGAAAGGCCUACGGCUAUCACCUCGAUCUUCCGGCUGGAGAGUUUCUGCGCUUUGAGCCGAAUGAACCGAAGACAGUGACUCUCGUUCAGGUUGGAGGUUCUAGGAUCAUCCAGGGCGGAAGUGGCUACACCAAAGGUCCUGUCGAUCCCACCAACGUUCAGAAGAUCUUACAGCAACUGCAACAGGCCGGGUAUCGACACUCGCUUGAGGGGUCAACAGAACAACAAACUGUCAAGCCUUGCUCAAUUAGUAGGGAGAAGUAUGCUUCUGCAUACGGACCCACGACAGGUGACUGUAUUCGUCUUGGCUCAACUGACCUCUGGGUCAAAGUCGAGAAAGAUUGUACGUCGUAUGGCGAUGAGUGCACAUUGGGUUGCGGCAAGACUAUUCGAGAUGGGAUGGGAGCUGCAAGUGGAUGCUCCGACGCGGACUGUCUUGACUUGGCUAUCAUCAACGCUGUUAUCAUUGAUUGGACGGGCAUCUUCAAGGGCGACAUUGGCGUCAAGGAUGGUGCUAUUGUCGGCAUUGGAAAGGCUGGUAACCCAGCUACGAUGGAUGGUGUCUCUGAUAACAUGGUUAUUGGGUCAAACACCGACAUCAUUGACGCUGGAGGUAAGAUUGUCACUGCUGGUGGAAUCGAUACUCAUGUCCACAAUAUCUGCCCCCAGCAGGCAUUUGAGGCCAUCUCCUCCGGUAUCACGACGCUCUUUGGAGGAGGUACUGGCCCAAGCACCUCAUCUACAGCAGUCAAUGGCACUGCUAGCAAGAAGUACAUCCGACAAAUGAUGCAAGCAUGCGAUCAACUUCCCCUCAACUUUGGCCUCGUCGGAAAGGGCAGCGACUCCGAAAGGGUCGGUCUUUUCGAUCAGAUCAAAGCUGGCGUCAUCGCACUGAAGCUGCACGAGGACUUUGGCUGUACGCCUUCAACAAUCGACAACUGCCUGAAUGUCUGCGAAGAGCAAGACAUUCAAUGCCAUAUACACACCGACGGCCUCAACGAAGCAGGCUUCCUCGAACACACCGCAGCAAUCUUUAAAGGGCGUAGCAUUCACGUGUACCAUGUUGAAGGUGCAGGCGGUGGUCAUGCACCAGACGUGAUCAAACUAGUCGCGUAUCCCAACGUCCUCCCGAGCAGCACGACUCCCACGAUGCCUUUUACGACGAAUACUAUCGACGAGCACAUCGACAUGGCUGCCAACUGCCAUCGCCUGUCGAAGGAUAACCCCGACGAUGCCUCGUUCCUGAAGAACCGAAUCAGGGAAGAGACAAUUUCAGCUGAGGAUAUUCUCCAUGAUAUUGGAGCGAUUAGCAUCAUGUCAUCAGACUCUCAAGCUAUGGGCCGAUCAGCCGAGGUGCUGACGUGCACUUGGAAAGCAGCGCACAAGAACAAGGUCCAACGCGGACCGCUGGAUGAGGACAAGGAUACUGGCGCGGACAACUUCCGCGUCAAACGGUUCAUCAGCAAGUAUACCAUCAAUCCUGCGAUCACGCAAGGAAUCAGCCAUGCUGUUGGUAGUAUUGAAGCUGGUAAACUGGCGGACUUGGUGAUUUGGGACCCAGCUGAGUUUGGAACGAAGCCAUUCCAGGUUUUGAAGAAGGGCUUUAUUACCUAUGCACAGAUGGGUGACCCCAACGGAGCUGUCGCAGAUGUCGAACCUUUGAUCAGCCGACCCAUGUAUGGAGCUCUACAUCCCGAGUCGAGCGUCAUGUUUGUAUCCCAAGCAAGCAUCGCACAAGAUGGUGACGUCCACUCGUAUAAUCUUAAGAAACAGAUUGAGGUUGUCAAGAACUGCCGAACGGUAAAGAAGGGCGAUCUGAAGUACAACAGUGCUACGCCAAAGGUUGAUGUAGGCCCUGAGACUCUGGUUGUUACUUGCGAUGGAAAGGAACUCAGGUCCGAGCCGGCGAGCUCUCUUCCUCUGACGAGACAAUCCCAUAAUACCUGCCCCAUUAAUUCUAUAUGCCGAACUUCAAGUCUCGAUAUGGAUAACAGCGAGGUAGAUGACAGCGGUGCUCAUAACGAACCUGGCACACGCACCUAUCGACUCCAUAACAGACGUCGGCCUUGUGACCAAUGUCGAGCCCGCAAGGUUCGGUGUCAAAUAGAGAAUGACAGACCGCCGUGUCAGCGGUGCGCGCAAACAGAAACUGCGUGUACUUUCGUAGGACGAUCAAGACGUACGACACGACAGAACAGAACUCGAUCUGUGUCCAGUAGCGCUCAUUCACCAGCUGUCAAUCAUGUCCCCCAUGAUAACACAUUUGAUCUUGACAACUCCUUCGAGACGGGAGAUAUACCAGCUCAACACGCUUCCUCUCAAGGACCGACCAUCUUCGCAGCAACUCCCCCCGUCUUAUCUCACCAAAGCCAGGUGCCGUAUCAUCAAGCAUCAGCCCUUGGCAGUGUGGCCGCUACAACCCAGUUGCAGUUCUCCAAGUCCCUCGACGACAUCAACGGGCAAACCUCCAUUCUCCUGGGAGCUUCCUCUGAAUCUGAUCCGUGGUUGCUCCGCCACUGUCAGUUCGAUGAAUAUGGGCUCAGAAGCUUCUAUGGCCUGCAGUUUCGUAACAUCGGUGGAGUUCCUAACAGGCAGAAGAUUCCCGUGCACUUCAUCGUGAGACAAGACGAGACGGAUAUGGUAGACGCAUCGCUAAGAGUCAGACUGAAUGAGCUCAUACCUGUGUCAUGGGGCCUGAGGCUCAUCAGACUCGAUUUAUAUCCCGCGCCCAGUGUAUUUGAUCACGUCCCUUGCCACUUGCUCGGCGCCAUGUACGGCCUUGCAAUACCCUUCGCUAGAAACGACGAUCAUCUCUCCAUCGUCGACAUGUACAACCAACUUCCUCUCGAAGUUGUAUGGCGUCUCGUCCACGAAAGCCUGCAAGUAGAAAUCCGACAUCCUCAAUUGUCUGUCUUGCAAGCAGGCCUUUUCUAUCUACACGGGACAGGUCAGGACCACCGACCGCUUUCCACAGCGCCGGAUGCGUUCAAGUGGUCAUGGCUUGGCAGUCUUGUAGGCAUGGCUCAUAAUCUAGGCCUACAUCUCGAGACUCGAAUGUGUGCCAUUCCGACUGAAGAGAAGCAACUGCGCGCCCGGCUCUGGUGGGCGUUGUAUACUGAGGACAAGUGGGUAUCGCUUCUAAUGGGUAGACCUCCCUACAUAUCCGAGGAUGAAUGGGACGUCUCCCCGCUGGAGGAAUCAGAUUUCAGCGUUCCGAUCAGUGUUCCCUUUGCGGAUAUUACCCAUGCUGAACUGACACGACCAUUUCGCGAUAUGUCCCGCCUGUCGGCAAUUACAAGCUUGGUACAGUCGUCCUUCUAUUCGUUAAAAGCUUCUCAAAAGCUCUCCGAGAACCUGUCACUCUCCAUUCAAAUAGCACAGCCCAUCUUUGAGCAGUUGAGCUUAUGGCGUGCUUCAGUCUUGGCCCCGGAGUCACCAACAAUAACAAGUAACAAUGGCAUGCUCAACGACAAGGCAUCGUAUCCCGCAGCCAUACUCGUGGCGCAUGCAACACUGGUUACAUAUGUAUGGAGAGCGCUCCUACGACCCAUCGUGCCAUCAGCUAUACCGCCGCUUAUCGUCGAUGAUCAGCAGCUUGCAGAAGCGUCUCUGUAUAUGGAGCUUCAACCGCAUGAUAUCGAGAACCUUUGCUGGGAUCUACCAGAUCUAUCGCAUCUCGAGUUACCACUGAGAAGCACCGUCGAUGGUACGAGCUCACAUGAUGCAGUCACUCAGAACCUUCAUCAGUCCUCCCUGGCCUGGGCUACGAGCCUGUCAAGUCUCGUCAAAAACCUCUCUCCCGCUCGUUUCCAUGAGUUUUGGUAUUCUUGUGAGUGA